Messenger RNA from Didymodactylos carnosus, 2598 nucleotides. Lineage: Eukaryota; Metazoa; Rotifera; Eurotatoria; Philodinida; Philodinidae. The record is from the annotation of a GenBank genome assembly.
AGGUCGAAAUAUAGAUAAUCGACCAUCCUGAACAUCGUGGUGUUGUUAGUUUUACACAAAAAAGAGUUGUCAACUUUAAUAUCAAUUUUCACGUACAGAAAAACAUAGUUUCGAGAGCGUAUCACUGCAGACAAGUUAUAUAGCUUGACUAAGCGCCAAAAGCUAUUCUAUGUCAACACAGAGCUCAAAUAAAGGAUUUUAGUUCCUCAAAGUCACUGAAAACCCUUUUUUGUGUAAAACUAACAACACCACGAUGUUCAGGAUGGUCGAUUACCUAUAUUUCGACCUUUACUGGUGUCUUCAAACCGCAAAAACUAAGGAUACCGCUUGUUCGGAAAAACUUACCCUCCUUGAAAAUCUAAGGAAAAUCCGAAGUUUGCUUUGACGUACAUUUAAAGAAGACACUUCAGACUACUUAUCUAUCGAAAAAAAUCGAUAGGUUGCUAUUUUAAUUUCGGAAACCACAACGUUGUUUUCAAAAGAUUGUCGGAAAACAGGAUCUUCCGAGGAGUUUCAUUUACUCAGUAAAAGUUGUGGGAAAGUGUCUAUUUUCAGAAUCUGAAAACGGCAGAUCGUUAUUACUUUUUUAUCAGAAGUUAUUUAAGAAAUAGCCAAGGAAGCUGCUUUUGUGUCAGUCAUAGUCUGUCAUAAUGGUGCUGAUGAACAGUACCUAGUGGACUUGAUGGGUUCUAAAUAAAACAGAGAGUGCCAGAAAAGCACAGGAAAAUGGAAGCAUAAUAAUGGGUUAGAGUUCGAUUUUGAAUCCAAUGAAUAUAAAUGCGUUUGAAAAACUAACUAGUUGAAAUCCAAAGAAGUUUGAACGCUUUACGAUUGGGAGAGGCGUUAGUAUGUAUUACUAGCUCUGAUUUGUUAGAACUACCGAAUAUGAAACAUUUGAUAGAGUUAAAGUUAGAUACUUUAGUUCCGUAUUUUAAUUUUAUUUUAAUUUUAUUUUAAUUUUAAAUUUAGCAAAACAACAAACGUACACUGAAGAAGACCUCAAUUAAAAGAGGUCGAAACGUUUGUUGUUUUGCUAAAUUUAAAAUUAAAAUAAAAUUAAAAUACGGAACUAAAGUAUCUAACUUUAACUCUAUUAUAUAGUGGACUAGGCCGCUUACCAAACGCGUAAGAGCUUCUAAAUUUUCCUCAGUAACGGGCUUGAACUUUGUUUUCAUCUUUUUUUAUAAAAGUGUGUUCGAACGCAUUAAAACUAAUUCCUUGAUUUUUCAAGUCCUACGUAAGUUUGAAAAAUGAAAUAUUUGCGCACAUUCAAUAGCAAUGGACUCGUGCACGUUUGUCAGAUUAAUUGUUGUUUUUAACGCUUGCUAACAUGCAUUAGAGUAUCAAAAUUAUUUCAUGACCUUAGGCGCCUUUAAAAUGACACGUCUCCAGGCUCUCCACAAUAUGGUUUCGUUGAAAUAUGAGCAUUUCCGCAAAAGACUUACAAAAAAUGACUUUCUUGAAGAAACAGUUCUAGUUCACAUGUAACCUAAGCUUCUUUAAGGAAGAAACGAUCCCAUCGGAAUGUGCCUGUUUCAGUCGAAAAUGUUUACCAAAGAUACAAUGAACUUAUACGUUCAGAUAUUUUUCAAAUUAUCCUUUUCGGAAGCAAGGUUCUCUGAAAAAACAUGCACAAAAACUCGAAGCUAUUGAUCUUUUCUUUCGAAAAUAAAGAGAGAUGAUAAACUGAAUUACAUCGGGCAUAUAGGUAUCUAGGAUCUGUAAUAAGGAUUGUCGUUAUAAUUUGGUAGUAAGAUAAGAAAUGAGAACAGAUUUUGAAAAUAUCUUUUUCCUGCUUAUACAAUUUGAGUACUCCAUUUAGUUGAACGAAGGUAAUUCCGUAACCGCUCGUUCCAUUUCAUUGUCCUGUUUUUAGAUCACUCCCUUGAACUUGGGCGUCCUCGAUUGAUGAUACCUAACGAAACAGUUCUGAAGAAAAUUAAUAAUUUUCAACAACUUUAUCGUUCAGAACAAGCAGGUCGAUGGUGGACACAUGAUUCAUUUUUAUUUCGUUUAUUAAAUAAAGCAUUUCGCACAGAAGAUAUUGCUACUAUAUAUCCAUUUCUUAAUAUUGUACGAAAUUUAAUUGAUAAUCAACAUGGUCUAAUAUCAAUGAACGGAUUUUUAUCAGUAACAAAUGAUAGAACUGUUGCUGAUAUGUUUGCUAGUAUUGACCAGAAUCGUUUAGGUUAUGAAGCUGUACUCUUCGAGUUAAAACUUGAUGUUGAUGGUAAGCCUAGUAGUAGAAAACCAUUUGCUGAUAUAACAAAUAUUAGUCAAUAUCCAGAAGAAAAAGAAAUUUUAUUUUCAAUGGGAAUAGUAUGGUGCAUUGACUCAGUUACACAACAAGAAAAUAAUUCAUAUUUAAUAAAAUUAUCAUUAACGAAUGAAGAAGAUUUAAGAUCAACUGAAUUAAUAAAAUAUUUAAAGAAAAAUAUGAGUAAAGAAAUGUGUACAUUACUAACAUUCGGUAAUUUUUUAUUCGAUAUUGGUGAAUAUGAUAAAGCUGAAUAUUAUUACAAAAAAAUGGCGAUAGAAUUACCUCCAAAUGAUAAAAGACAAGCCAUACUUUAUAAUAAUAUUGGUUUAAUACGGUAG